Messenger RNA from Trichobilharzia regenti, 477 nucleotides. Lineage: Eukaryota; Metazoa; Platyhelminthes; Trematoda; Strigeidida; Schistosomatidae. The record is from the annotation of a GenBank genome assembly.
AUGAUAACAGUCUCUCGUAUGGCACUCACUCCGUUUAUUGUCAAUUCCAUUUUGAAUCAAGAUCUGAGUAUAGCUUUAGGUCUCACUGCAAUAGCUGGUGUAACUGAUGUGCUAGAUGGAUUUAUAGCAAGAAAUGUACCACAUCAAAAGUCUAACAUUGGUAGCUUACUGGAUCCUUUAGCUGAUAAAGUCCUUGUGACAUCUUUGGUUUUAUCGUUGACUGUGAUGAAGCUGUUUCCAAUUAGUCUGACUUGUCUUUUUAUCCUGCGUGACGUUGGACUAAUAGCUGUUGUGUUUGCAGCAUUUCUCCGGUAUUCCCUUUCAGCUAGUCCUGUGACUUUCACUCGGGAGGUUGAGAUAAAAGCAUCCAAUAUCAGCAAGCUGAAUACACUUUGUCAGUUAUCAAGCGUUAUAUUUAGUAUGACGUAUCCAUUGUAUGGAUUCCCUAGUUAUGAAUAUUUACAGGCUGUUUGGUGA